Sander lucioperca (pikeperch) is the source of this 2501-nucleotide messenger RNA. RefSeq names its product syntaxin binding protein 6 (amisyn) (gene stxbp6). Gene Ontology annotation, cellular component: plasma membrane; exocyst. The transcript has 6 exons. Lineage: Eukaryota; Metazoa; Chordata; Actinopteri; Perciformes; Percidae. Gene Ontology annotation, biological process: Golgi to plasma membrane transport; exocytosis. Gene Ontology annotation, molecular function: phosphatidylinositol-4,5-bisphosphate binding. The record is from RefSeq and is a predicted model, not a curated record. The coding region runs from base 369 to 1001 and encodes 210 amino acids.
GAACCUGCUACUGGUUUCCCAUCCCACACACACACACACACACACAGCCGCAGUCAGACAGACGGUCUCUGUCUGCGCAGAAACGGCAGCAGGGAAAACAAACUCUCCUCACGCCGCUCACAAACCAACAACUGUCGUGGAAGUGGAGUCGCACGAUGGUAAACACCAAAGGCUACCGUUUAGUCUAAGACAGCUAACAAUAAGGAAGAGGCUGCUGAAAGUGGCUGAACUGUAACAACAGCCGGACAAAUUAACCGAAGGAUUUGAGGACCGCACGUGGAAAUCACCGCUGAAACACAUCGGAGGAGUGGAUCUCGUCCUCUCCACUUAAACUGUUUGCCAGCGGUUCACUCCUGCCAACUUCAGAGAUGAGUGCCAAGUCAGCCAUCAACAAGGAGGUCUUCAUACCCCAUGAUGAGAAGAUGCUUGCUGCAGUGCAGGUGAAGCGGAGGACCAAGAAGAAGAUCCCCUUCCUGGCCACUGGUGGUCAAGGAGACUACAUGACUUUCAUCUGUGUGUCAGUGACAAAUAAGAAACCCUCCCAUGUAUCCAUCACCAAGGUGAAGCAGUUCCAAGGAUCUUCUGCCUUCAUGAAAAGGUCACAGUGGACACUCGACCAGCUACGGCAGGUCAACGGCAUUGACCUGAACAAAGACUGUCCAGAGUUUGAUCUGAUGUUCGAAAACGCUUUUGACCAGUGGGUUGCUAGUUCAGCAGGGGAGAAGUGCACCUUCAUCCAGAUUCUUCACCACACCUGCCAGCGCUACAGCUCAGCGCGGAAACCAGAUUUCGUGAACUGUCAGUCCAAACUGCUGGGAGGUAACAGUAUACUACACUCAGCUGCAGACAGUGUGACGAGUGCUGUACAGAAGGCCAGCCAGGCUCUGAAUGAGCGCGGUGAGCGAUUAGGUCGGGCUGAGGAGAGGACCGCGGACAUGAUGAACAGUGCUGAACAGUUCUCUGUUACAGCACAGAAGCUUGCCAUGAAGCACAAGUGUUAGACCACUGCCAAAACCAACUGGGCUGGGGGGGGGGGGUCACCAAUCGCCAGUCGCUGUACAGGAGAAGGAUUCCACAUUUUAUUCCUUUUAAAAGAUUUAAUAUGAUUACUAUUUGUUAACAAUGUUAACAUGUUAAUUCAGUGUUUUGGUUGUUGUAUUCUGGUGCAUCUUCUGAUGGCGAAGCAUUGAGCAGGAGGAUGAGAGGUACAUCUGAACGCUACUUCAGACUGUCAGCAGAGUGUUUCAUGCUUCUGUUUGCCAAAUAAAAGUCAAAGGCCAUGACUGUAUUUGAUAACCACGGCCCCUCAAAACACUUCCCCUUUUCAUAUGUGCAGACACUAAUGUGAGAGCACACAAGGAAGAGCUUGUCUCACGGUUAUUGAUUGUUGAGUUAUUUAUGAGCACUGCAGUGAUUAUGCAGUCUGAUUUAUGAGUGACGGACCCUCUCAUGGGUUUCACAGGUGUGACUUUGGAUUGGGUUGUACUAUACCACACAAAUAUAAAACAUACUUACCUGCCUCAAUUUUCUUAUCGGAUGCUUAGGUUGUACCCAGGUAAAUAUUUUGGCAACACGUUUGGGAGAGUGGGAUGUCAGAUGUAAGGAAUAAUGACAUCAGUGGAGAACAUUACUCUAACUCCACCCCUGAACAUCAAUACAUCCCAAAGUAUUUAUUUUCAAUUUAAUGUUUCUUCUCCUUUGACUCUUUGACAUUACAGUCUUUCGGGCUGCUGUUCUAUCCAUCAUUUCAAAAUGUUUCAAACCAGUAUUAGUCAAAAUGUUUUCAACAUAUUUCAUAAACGGCACAUGAGACUAAAUAGAGUGGUUUGUGUGAAACGAUAUAUAAAAACGUGAACUAUUUGACUCCUCUGUUAGACUUGUCUACCAUUCAACAACAACCAAAACUACAUGGAAUACAGUUGCCAAACGUUUUGGAAGUGUACUUGAAGAACUCUGUUUUGAAAAUAAGCUUUUUAAGUAUAAUUUAUGUUAAAUUCAGUAAACCAGCUUCUGCAUUGUAAAAAAGCAAAACAUGUAAUUCUUCUAGUACUCUUAUCUCUGUGUCUGUAGAGCUAUUUUGUCCAAUGAACAUGGGAUGUUUUGAAAUGACUCCUGGCUGUAUUUCAACUUUAAACAUUCAGUCAUACCUUAUGCUUUUUGUAUAAUUUGGGUCGUUCAUUAUAAAGAUGUGUCUACUGACAAAAUGUCUCAAAUAACAGCAGCAGUGUGUAGUAGUUUAUUUUUUGUCAGUGCUCUCACACUGACUGUAACCUUGGCUUUCUCACCGGCAAGAUACCGUCCUCACAAUCGAGAUGUAUUUAAUUCUUUUCAUAGUUUGAAUUUUAUAAUUCACAAUGUUACAAUGCACUGAUAACCUUAUCUUGCAGAGCACUGUUGAGUUCAUACUGAAACGUUCCAGUUGCCUAACUCUUGGUGUGCUUUUAUUCCUCUCUCUAACACUUUGGAUGUUUAUUGUUUUAAUAAAGAAAUGUAUAAAAAGA